ACAACAGAUCUGAAUGUUGCUCUCAAUGAAUGUAUGGUAGCUGUGAAUUUCUUUCUGAAUAACAAGUUGCAAGAUGCCUUUGCUUCUCUGCAAACUAAAAAAAAGGAUAGCAUGUAUCAUGCUCUGACUUAUGCUACCAUUCUGGAAAUUCAGGCCAUGUUGACCUUUGACUCCAGGGACAUAUUGAAUGCUGGAAACACAAUGGAAGAAGCUCAAGUUAUAUGUCAGAAGUUUCAGAAAAAGUCUUCGGUAGCAGACUCUUUCAACAAUUUAGUGUACAAACAGAAUCUUGAUCAAUUAACUGAAGAAGAAAUCCAUGCAGAAAUUUGUUAUGCUGAAUGCUUGCUUCAGAGAACUGCUCUUACAUUCCUCCAGGAUGAAAGCAUAAUUAGCUUUGUGAAAGGCAGCAUCAAAAUAAGAAAUAGUUAUCAAAUUUAUAGGGUACUGGAGAAUCUAAUACAGUGCCCCAGUUAUGUUAAAGGAGAAAAUCAUCCCCAUUCUGAAGUUGGUGUAAAGUUGGGAGUUGGAGCAUUUAAUCUGGCCAUCAGAAGGUUUGAGGAAUGUUGUGAAGCCCAGUAGCUUUGGAAACAGUUCCAUCAUAUGUGCUACUGGGCACUGAUGUGGUGCUUCACAUAUAAACACCAGUGGAAGAUGGCCUAUUUCUAUGCAGAUCUGCUUAGCAAAGAGAAUACCUGGUCAAAGGUGACUACUUAUGUAUUUAUGAAAGCUGCCUACCUCAGCAUGUUUAGAGCAAAAGAUUAUAAACCUUUUGGAGAUGAUGAAAUUGAGCUAUUUAGGGCUGUGCCUAGUUUGAAACUGAAAAAAGCAGGGAAAUCCUUGCCUACAGAAAAGUUUGCAGUUUGGAAAUCCCGGAGAUACCUUUCCCCAAAUGCUGUUCGACUUCCUGUGCCUGUUUUGGAAAUGAUGUAUAUCUGGAAAGGUUAUGCAGUGAUUGGGAAGUGCCCAGAUUUAACUGAAAACAUGUUGGAGUCCUUAGCAGAGGCAGAAACAAUCCUGGAAAAAGGCCCAGCUACAAAUUUUCUUGUUGAUGACCAUUGCAUGAUAAAGCUUCUGAAAGGGCUAUGCUUAAAACAUUUGGGCAAGAUUUCGGAAGCAGAUCACUUUACUUAUAUUCACUUCAAGUAAGUUUCUUUAAAUGAAAAGAAGAUCAAGUAUGAUCAUUACUUAAUUCCAAAUGCGCUGCUUGAACUUGCUUUAUUAUAUCUGGAUCAAGAUAAAAUAGAAGAAGCAGUUAAGAUCCUGGAAAGAGCAAAGCAAAAUUAUAAGAAUUAUUCCAUGGAAACAAGGACACACUUCAGAAUUCAAGCUGCUUUGCAUCAAGCCAAAUCUCUCCCAGAUGAUGAUGAUCAUUCUAUAGCAACUGUGGUUUUCUAAUGUUAUUCUGUUUUUUUUAAUCAGUUCAUUUGGUGUACAGAUCUUCACAGAUGGAUAUUACUGGCAAUAUUUUAAAAUGGUUUCCAUGUUCACAUUCAGCAUAAAUGUUUUUAAUUUUAAAAAUUCUGAGGAAUAAACUCUAAAAAGCAGUAUUUCUUUCGUUAUCUCUGUGUGCUAUUUUCAGCUAGUUAUAAGCAUUUUGAAAUAUACUUGUUAAGUUGAUGAAUAAUAGGAAAUAAACUAGUAGAACCUUGAAGACUUCACCUUGAUCAGAUUCAGAUGGUUAUUAAUUUUUAAAAGUACUAAUUAGGUUGGAUCUUAUUUUCUU
Molecule: messenger RNA, 1723 nt
Organism: Notechis scutatus (mainland tiger snake)
Lineage: Eukaryota; Metazoa; Chordata; Lepidosauria; Squamata; Elapidae
Source: RefSeq, a predicted model, not a curated record